Messenger RNA from Gracilinanus agilis (Agile Gracile Mouse Opossum), 1770 nucleotides. RefSeq names its product transmembrane protein 121B (gene TMEM121B). The record is from RefSeq and is a predicted model, not a curated record. The transcript has a single exon. NCBI's taxonomy places the organism in Eukaryota, Metazoa, Chordata, Mammalia, Didelphimorphia, Didelphidae. The coding region runs from base 1 to 1770 and encodes 589 amino acids.
AUGCACUCAGCGCUCUGCAACCACAGUCCAGCCUCCUCUUCCUCCGGCUCCUUUCCGCCGCCCCCCUCUGCCUCUCAGCUGCAGCCGUUCUUUCUCCGGGGGGGCUCCUACCGCAGCUGCCGGAGGGGCUCAAAGGAUAGCAGCACCAGCACCAGCACCAGCACCAGCAGGGGAGGAGGAAGGAGCCGAGGCCGGGGAGGCGGCGGCUUCCGCGGCUCCCCGAGCAGCAGCACCGGAGCGGAGCGGGAAGACGAAGACGAAGAGAGCAUCAGUAUUAGCAAGCCCCUGGUGCCCGCCUCUGCUUCGGGCCCCCUGGAGCCCCCUUCUCAGGCCGGCGCUCAGCUGAUCGGUCACGCCGCCUUUUCCACCUUCUCUUCCUCAAAGUCCACCUCCAGCUCCUCUUGUAGUAUGACCGCAGUGGAUUUUGCUGGUGGGGGUGGAGCGGGACCUAUUGGAGGGCCGGGGGGCCGUUCAUCCGGGGGCCCCAGUGGGCCCAGUGGUGGCAGCGGCUCCUCUUGCUGCUCCUGCUGCUGCUGUUGCUGUGGCCACUCCUCCAGGCCCCCUCACCGCGGUCGGCGAGGCUGCUGUGCCCCAACUUCUGAGUGCAAAUGGGGAUACCAGGCGCUGUCCGUGGUGCUGCUGCUGGCUCAAGGUGGGCUACUAGACUUGUAUCUCAUCACAGUCACCGAUCUGUACUGGUGCUCCUGGAUCGCCACCGAUCUGGUGGUCGUGGUUGGCUGGGCCAUUUUUUUCGCGAAGAACAGCCGGGGCCGUAGAGGAGCAAGUGCCGGCAGCUCGCACAACCACUACCAGCACCACCACCACUCGGCACCCCCACCUCUCCACCUGCCCGCUUCCUCGGGCGCAGCGGUGGGAGCCGGGGCUGGAGGCAAAGUCCGGGGCCGCGGUGGUGGGGCCGGCCUGGGAGAUGGUUUGGACUCGGUGGGCUCCGGGGGAGAAUUCGCUUUUGCCUAUUUGGCCUGGCUGAUCUACUCCAUUGCCUUCACGCCCAAGGUGAUUCUGAUACUUGGCACGUCCAUCCUGGACCUCAUCGAACUACGAGCGCCUUUCGGUACCACGGGCUUUCGUCUCACCAUGGCGCUGUCUGCGCCCCUGCUCUACGGUUUGGUACGGGCCAUUAGCGAGGCUGGCGCCCCUUUCGGAUCUGCUGGACCCCUGCUCUUGCAGCCUCAGCAGCACCGUGCCGCUGGCUGUUUCCUGGGCACAUGCCUAGACUUACUGGACAGCUUCACCCUGGUGGAGCUGAUGCUAGAGGGCCGGGUGCCUCUGCCUUCCCACCUGCGCUACCUGCUUAUCUCUGUCUACUUCCUGACCCUCACUUCUCCAGUGCUCUGGCUCUAUGAACUCAAUACCGCCGUCCCAACGGGUGCCCCUUCCUGGGGGUCGGGGGCUGGCGGAUGUAGCAGGCUCUUGCGACUGUUGGCUGGCUGCUUGGUGGACGUGCCCUUGUUGGCCCUGCGCUGCCUUCUGGUGGUGAGCUACCAGCAACCACUCUCUGUCUUCAUGCUCAAGAACCUCUUUUUCCUUGGUUGCCGGGGAUUGGAGGCCCUAGAGGGCUGUUGGAGCCAAGGGAGUCUGGGUUCCCCGAACAGGAUCCGGGGAGGUUACGGAGUCCCUCCCCCAGCUCCGCCCCCAUCGCCACCACCCCCCACCCCUCAGGGAGGUACUCAGUUGGGUCACUGCAUCCCAGAGAAUGACACGGGACCCCAUGGCUACGUCAAUACCCUGGUUGUCUCCUCCCAGAAUUAA